Messenger RNA from Elgaria multicarinata webbii, 3287 nucleotides. RefSeq names its product THO complex subunit 1 (gene THOC1). Gene Ontology annotation, biological process: mRNA export from nucleus; signal transduction; regulation of DNA-templated transcription elongation. The record is from RefSeq and is a predicted model, not a curated record. Gene Ontology annotation, molecular function: protein binding. Gene Ontology annotation, cellular component: THO complex part of transcription export complex. Bases 37 to 2013 code for a protein of 658 amino acids. The transcript is spliced from 21 exons. Lineage: Eukaryota; Metazoa; Chordata; Lepidosauria; Squamata; Anguidae.
CACCGGUCGCUCGAGGAGUCUAUCAGGAGGAGAACAAUGUCGCCGCCGCCGCUGUUCAGCUUGCCUGAGGCGCGGUUACGUUUCACGAACUCUACUCGAGAUGCCCUCAAGAACAAAACCAUUAAACCUUUAAUGAGUGCGUUCAGCCAGAUACCUGGAAGUGAAAAUGAAAAAAAGUUGACCUUGGAUCAAGCUUUCAGAGUUGUUCUAGAAGAAGAAAUUAUAGAUAAAGCUUCCUGUGAAAAUGUCCUGGCUAUCAUCUCUCUUGUUAUUAGUGGGGUCACAGAAGGUAUCUGCACUGCAUCAACACCUUUUGUGCUUUUGGGAGAUGUUUUGGAUUGCCUUCCUCUGGAUCAAUGUGACAGAAUUUUCACCUUCGUAGAAAAAAAUGUAACUACAUGGAAAUCAAAUACAUUUUACUCGGCAGGAAAGAAUUAUUUGUUGAGAAUGUGCAAUGACCUCUUAAGAAGAUUAUCUAAAUCACAAAAUACAGUGUUCUGCGGAAGAAUUCAGCUAUUCCUGGCUAGAUUAUUCCCACUUUCAGAAAAAUCAGGGCUUAACUUGCAAAGUCAAUUUAAUUUGGAAAAUAUCACAGUUUAUAAUACCAGUGAGCAAGAGAGCACCCUUGGACAGAAGCAUGUAGAAGAGAGAGAUGAAGGAAUGGAAGUAGAGGAAGGUGAAAUGGGAGAUGAUGAAGCUCCAACUAGUUGUUCCAUUCCAAUAGAUUAUAACCUGUACAGAAAGUUCUGGUCACUUCAAGACUACUUUAGGAAUCCUGUCCAGUGUUAUGAAAAGAUCUCAUGGAAAACGUUUCUUAAGUACUCUGAAGAGGUAUUGGCUGUCUUUAAGAGCUACAAGUUGGAUGACACUCAAGCUUCAAGAAAGAAAUUAGAAGAACUGAAAACUGGAGGAGAGCAUGUUUACUUUGCUAAAUUCCUCACAAGUGAGAAGUUAAUGGAUUUACAGCUGAGUGACAGCAACUUCCGCCGUCACAUCCUAUUGCAGUAUCUAAUAUUAUUCCAGUAUCUAAAGGGUCAGGUGAAAUUUAAAAGUUCAAACUAUAUUUUGACUGAUGAGCAAUCCCUGUGGAUUGAAGAUACUACGAAGUUGGUUUACCAGCUUCUUUCAGAAAAUCCUCCAGAUGGAGAGAGGUUUUCAAAAAUGGUGGAGCACAUAUUAAACACAGAAGAAAACUGGAAUUCAUGGAAAAAUGAAGGUUGCCCAAGUUUUGUGAAAGAAAGACCAAGCGAUUCCAAGCCAAUAAGGCCUUUUGUGCGAAAGAGACCAGCUCCUGAAGACUUCUUGGGAAAAGGACCUAACAAAAAAAUUCUGAUGGGAAAUGAAGAGUUGACUCGCCUCUGGAAUUUAUGCCCCGAUAACAUGGAAGCUUGUAAAUUAGAGAGCAGAGAAUAUAUGCCAACAUUGGAAGAGUUCUUUGAAGAGGCUAUUGAACAGGCAGAUCCUGAAAACAUGGUUGAUAAAGAGUUUAAGGCCGUGAAUAAUUCUAACUAUGGCUGGAGAGCAUUAAGAUUAUUGGCACGCAGAAGUCCUCACUUCUUUCAGCCAACCAACCAGCAAUUUAAGAGUUUACCAGAAUACCUUGAAAACAUGGUCAUCAAAUUAGCUAAAGAACUACCUCCUCCUUCUGAAGAAAUUAAAACAGGCGAGGAUGAAGAUGAGGAAGAUAAUGAUGCUUUAUUAAAGGAAAACAAUGAAAGUCCAGAUGUUCAACGAGACAAACUUGUAACAGGCGAACAAAUAGAGUUAUUUGCUAACAAGCUUGGGGAAUAUUGGAAAGUUCUGGCACCGUAUUUAGAAAUGAAAGACGCUGAUAUAAGACAGAUUGAAUCAGAUAGUGAAGAUCUGAAGAUGAGAGCUAAACAGCUGCUUGUAACUUGGCAAGAUCAAGAAGGGAUCCACGCUACCAUGGAAAAUUUGAUUACUGCACUGAGCAAAGCUGGAUUAAAUGACCUUGCUGAAAGCCUCACGAAUGACAGUGAAAACAAUAGCUAAUUUGGGAAUAAUUUUAAGAAUUAAAAUAUUGGCUGUUGUUGCUAAGUAACAGAGUGUAACAUUUGAGAGGGCAAUUUUAUUUGGUAAAUAAAAGUCUUUAAUAAUACAGUUGUCUAGAAAUUCCAGGAAGGAGAGGACUAGUACUACUGAUCAAAAUUAGCAAAAAUGGGACUCUUGACUUCAUUCUCAAAUUAUGAAAAAGCUGAAUAAUUUGUGAGUAUGUGUUGGAUGGGAGGGGCUAGCACACAAGUCUUUCUUGUAUAAUUUACAGUGCUUAACAGCUUAACCUAUGGAGGCUUUAGAAAUCCUUCUUUUUUGUUAAUGAUUCUUCCAUGGCGUGCAUGUGAGUAUAAAUGUAGGUGUGAAAAGGUGUAUGCAAGUAGUCCCUUUCCUUAAAAUUUGACUCAUACAAGUUAAGAAAGGAAAUUGGUGGUGUACUAUAACAAAUGGUAGUUUCUGAAUUGAUAAAUCAAUUCUCAUGGGAAAUCACUAAAGAAAGUUGUACUUCUGUUGUGGAUGUGUUCACAGUUCAGUCAUGGCAAUGGCGUACAGGUGGUCUCAGCUUGCAUGCUAUUGUCACCUUACCCUGACGGUUCUGGACGGAGAUGAAGUAAAAUCUAUUUAGUAAGUUAUUUGUUCGAAGGAAGUGCAAGGAACGGCCGUCCCUUUUCUUCUACUGAAUCUGAUCAAUGAUCAAGUCUGUCUAGUCAAUUAUUCCCAGGCAUUUAAUAUUUCUCAAAGAUCAUGAGCUGAGAUUUGUCACCCAUAAUAUCUGAAAUUCGUUGAAACAGGAACUUUAUAAAUGCAAAGCAUUCAGUCUACCCUUUAAUUAUGUCAUUUCUUACUAGCCAAGCAUCUUGAUCCUUUUAACUCUGUCCACUGUUGUAAUGAAAAUUCCGCCUAAUGGUGUGGUGGAUAGAACACGUGCAACCUGAUGUUCAUUCUACUCCUAGUGCAGCCUGAACUUUUGUACUACAGUGUAGUAAUGGACAUUAGGGUGUUUGCAUUCAUGCAGGAGAAAAUAUAUGGUACAGUAGUGUGGUGAAGGGCACUAUUUAAAAUAUCUCUUCAUAGGGUAAUCUCAUGUGUAAUUGGCAAUUUCCAAGUAGGAGGCUGUACUUGUUGCUUUAAUGGUUGUAAAUGCGACAGGUAGUUAAACAUCUGUUAUCUGUGCUAAGUAAAAUUACUGUAAGGCAACCAAGUAAGCUCCCGUGCACCCACUGGAGACCUAAAGCUAUAAGAGUCAUCCUUUUUUUGAAUCUUAAAGUUUUAAG